Impatiens glandulifera is the source of this 1417-nucleotide messenger RNA. Its product is annotated as thiol-disulfide oxidoreductase LTO1. Lineage: Eukaryota; Viridiplantae; Streptophyta; Magnoliopsida; Ericales; Balsaminaceae. The transcript is spliced from 7 exons. The record is from RefSeq and is a predicted model, not a curated record. Gene Ontology annotation, molecular function: oxidoreductase activity. Bases 54 to 1226 code for a protein of 390 amino acids.
AAAACAGUCGUAGAAACUUACUACCUUCCCGUCUAGUACAGAGUUUGGAGGCGAUGCCGUCGACCGGAGUAACUGCUAUGGCGAGCUUCUUCGUCAAUAUCUCGCCUGCUCAACCGUUUGUUCGAACGCCUUUUCUAUCUCUUUCUCCGAAUUAUCCUGCUCUGAAGAUACUCAAGACUAGCGGCUGGUCUCGGCGAGUUCUGAUGCUUCGAGUGAAUUGCUCCACAGAGCCUGAUGCAUCCGAAUCUGAUUCAUCUUCUGAUCCGUCUGAAUCAUCGUCUUCAUUGUUUCCGUCGUCUUCUUCUUCACCUUCAUCAAUGAACACGUCGGCGUACAGUUGGAUUUCGGCAAUUGGAGGAAUUGGUUUGUUGAAUACUGGUUACUUGUCCUACCUAAAGCUCACGGACUCGGAUGCUUUUUGUCCGAUUGGCGGUGGUUCUUGUGGUGAUAUUCUUAACAGUGCAUAUGCUGCUAUUUUCGGUGUUCCCCUUUCGUUAAUUGGGAUGGCUGCUUACGCGUUAGUGGCAAUAAUGGGCUUAGAGUUGGUUGGCACUGGUUUCCUCUUUAAAAUGGAUAAACCUGAUGCUCGGAUAGUAUUGCUUGUACUCACCACUGCCAUGGCUAGUGCCAGCACAUACUUCUUAUACAUACUAGGCACAGAAUUUGCAGGAGUGUCUUGUCCAUAUUGUUUAUUAUCAGCUUUUUUGUCAAUCAGUUUGCUUGUGAUCACCUUAAAGGAUUUGGGACUGCAAGAAAUACAAAAAGUAGUUGGUUUACAAGUGUGCCUUGCUGCAUUGGUUAUUGGCAUUUUAAGCACCUCACAUAGUGCACAGACUUCUUUAAUAAGCUCUGCUGAAAUUAACCUGGAACCAUUUACAACUGAGGUUACAACAGAAUCCAGCCCCCUAUCUAUUGCUCUAGCAAAGCAUCUGCAUAAUAUUGGAGCUAAAGUAUACGGGGCUUUCUGGUGUUCACAUUGCUUGGAGCAAAAAGAGAUGUUUGGACGAGAAGCCUCAAAGCUGUUAGACUUUGUAGAAUGCUUUCCUAAUGGUUAUAAGAAAGGAACGAAAAUAGAGAAGGCCUGUUCAGAGGCUGGAAUUGAAGGAUUUCCCACAUGGGUGAUUAAUGGCGAGGUCUUGAGCGGGGAGCAACAACUGUCAGAGCUUGCUAGAUUAUCUGGUUUUACUUAUGAUGAUUCAAAAAGUAGCCCCCAAUUAGGUCAAUGAUCUUAUGCUCUGUAAGUAUUUCUCCUAUGAUCAAACUAUUAUGAAGAGCCUCCAACAAAGUAUUCUAUUCCUUCCAAUGACCCUUUAUCAUAUAAAAACUGAAUAAUAUAAAAUUAGUCCAUCCACAGUUAAGGACGAGAAGUAUCUUGACUGAUGGCUUUGCUAAUUUUUUUGACCAAAGAAUAUCUUCU